CAUCCAGCUAUUGAGAGCCUGAAACAAACUUGUCUUCCCUGCACUGCUCAACCUCCAGAGUACGGACUUGUCUUCCUGAUGCAUGGCCUCACCUGGCUGGGAGCUGUGCUCUUCCUUGGGGUACAGCUCCGAGCACUGUGGCCCAUCACAGCCCUCGAAGUUUACACUUCCAAGGAGGUGGAUGCUCUGAAUGGAACUAACCUACGUUUAAAAUGCACCUUCUCCAGCAGCAGCCCUAUUAGCCCACAACUGUCAGUGACGUGGAACUUCCAGCCUGAGGACCUGAGCUCUCAUGAGCCAGUAUUUUAUUACCUCAAGGAGCCCUACAAGCUGUCUGCUGGACGGUUCAAAGGGCGAGCCACUUGGGAUGGGAAUAUUGAGCGUUAUGAUGUUUCCAUUGUUAUCUGGAAUUUACAGCCCACUGACAACGGGACGUUCACCUGCCAGGUGAAGAACCCACCAGACGUUGAUGGCACAAUUGGUGAAGUGCGACUCAGAGUUGUGCAGAAAGUGCAUUUCUCAGAAAUCCACUUCCUUGCCAUCGCCAUUGGGUCUGCAUGUAUUCUGAUGAUCAUUGUGGUGACAGUUGUGAUUAUCUGUCGACACCAUCGGAAGAAAAAGCAAGAGAAGACGACCGAGGUGUCAGAUACUGAACUUAGAGAAAAGGAGAAGCUGAAGAUCAGAGAAGAAAAGGAAGCCACUCCAUUAGAAGACUAGAGGUCUUUGAUAGUAUAUACAAUGCAGGUACUUCUGAAGCAGAUGGCGAGAGCUUGUAAUUUUGGAUGUUAGAACAAAGCUGAAUUACAGACGCCUGAUGCCGCAAGUGUGGUAUCCCUGCUCAACCUGAAAUUCUUGCAAGAAAAGAGGGUGACAUUA
Messenger RNA from Cygnus olor (mute swan), 876 nucleotides. It is a transcript of the gene MPZL2, whose product is annotated as myelin protein zero like 2. Gene Ontology annotation, cellular component: membrane. The transcript has 6 exons. Gene Ontology annotation, biological process: cell-cell adhesion. Lineage: Eukaryota; Metazoa; Chordata; Aves; Anseriformes; Anatidae. Bases 79 to 717 code for a protein of 212 amino acids. The record is from RefSeq and is a predicted model, not a curated record.